Messenger RNA from Aureobasidium subglaciale EXF-2481, 899 nucleotides. RefSeq lists its product as uncharacterized. Gene Ontology annotation, biological process: N-acetylglucosamine metabolic process. NCBI's taxonomy places the organism in Eukaryota, Fungi, Ascomycota, Dothideomycetes, Dothideales, Saccotheciaceae. The record is from RefSeq and is a predicted model, not a curated record. The transcript has 2 exons. Bases 92 to 727 code for a protein of 211 amino acids. Gene Ontology annotation, cellular component: cytoplasm.
UCCGGUCGAACCAAAGGCGACUUUGUCCUGGGUACUUCUCUCUUACACAUGCAGCACCAACGGCCAUAUUCCGUCACGACAACCCUAUAUUAUGGUCACAACCAACAAUGCCUUUCCUUUGACGGAAAUUGACCGCCAGAUUCUUGCCAUGACCGAUGAGGAAUUCUCCUUGGUUACGUGGGAACAGCUCAAGGACAUCAUUGCUGCCAAUCGUCUCGAACAAUUGAAGCGUCGUCCCUCGGACCUGCGUCGCUACAUCAAAUGGUCUGCAGAUACGAAAGCAGAGUAUAAUACCAUCACCAACUUUGUUGUUCAGGAACGUCUACACUGGACUCCGUUGCCGUCUUUGACUGUCGGUGACCCGCCUAAGUUUGAGAUUCGUGACCCUGUUCCCUUCAGUAACCAGGAUGACUUUAAGAUACUCAAGAACGAUUGGCCAUAUGGGCUGGACAAGGGCAUCGUCCACAUCUGCGUCUGGGUGAAGACUCCGAUCGAGACUGACCCAGGCACCGGUGAUGUCACAGACCACUCUAGGUCCUUGAUUGAGAACUUUGUCAAUACCACCUUCGCAACCAAACUAGACACUGUCUUUGGUCCUGGCAAAGGCAAGGAACACGUUCUCUGGUUCAAGAACUGGGUCGCGUUGCAGAGCGUACGUGGUGUUGAUCAUGUACACGUCUUAGUUCACGACGCCCCUGAAGACAUGCUACAACAGUGGAUCAAAUAGUCGCACAUUCAGGUCGGACAAUGCUUUCUUUGUACAGUCACACUCCUCUCACGCAUAUCACGAUACCCAUAAAUCUAGAGCACAAAUAGACACGGUAGAUGCAGCGUUUUGUUUGGCCUUGACUCCACACAUACACACACAUCUGCAGAGCCUGGUGGAUACCGGUCUGUAA